AUGGCCAAAACCUGGACCCCACCCAAAGACGGCACUCCAUGUUGGAUCAAUGUACUUGCUACUGACGUCCCUCGAGAAAUCGCACUGAAAAAACAACCCAUCAAUGACUGCCAAAGCUUCUUACCAUGGAACAGUGAGCUAACACUACUUGUCUCUCUCUGCACAGCCAAGAAGUUCUACUCGGAGGUCUUCAACUGGACAUUUCCACGCCGUGAAUCCCACCAUGGCAAACCAUUAGACGAAAACGAAAUCGCAUUGUUCGAAGCUCCCGGCCAGCCAUGUCCAGGCGGUGGCAUCACGCGAGUGUCCCAGGAAGAAUGGGCUGCCAAUCGGAGCGGGUUGAGCAGGAAAGGCGUUGUGCUAUACCUAUAUGUGGACGAUAUUAAUGCUUGGGAAGAGAAAAUCGUUUCGAACGGCGGCAAGAAAAUGUCUGGAAUUGAACCCGAGGGUGAGAUGGCGCUCAUGCAACAUUUUGAGGACACCGAAGGCAACUACCUCGGUAUCUAUAGCAUGAAAAAAUGA
Molecule: messenger RNA, 522 nt
Organism: Exophiala aquamarina CBS 119918
Lineage: Eukaryota; Fungi; Ascomycota; Eurotiomycetes; Chaetothyriales; Herpotrichiellaceae
Exons: 3
Coding region: 1-522 (173 amino acids)
Source: RefSeq, a predicted model, not a curated record